Gadus macrocephalus (Pacific cod) is the source of this 5422-nucleotide messenger RNA. It is a transcript of the gene vcpip1, whose product is annotated as valosin containing protein (p97)/p47 complex interacting protein 1. The coding region runs from base 184 to 3690 and encodes 1168 amino acids. Gene Ontology annotation, biological process: Golgi reassembly; protein K48-linked deubiquitination; endoplasmic reticulum membrane fusion. The record is from RefSeq and is a predicted model, not a curated record. Lineage: Eukaryota; Metazoa; Chordata; Actinopteri; Gadiformes; Gadidae. Gene Ontology annotation, molecular function: cysteine-type deubiquitinase activity. The transcript has 3 exons.
ACGUAUGGUUACGUUGUGCAACAGACAGUCAACAGAGGAAAAGACCAACCGCUUCCGUGUUGUUCCUGUGUUGUUUUAGCAAACAACUAGCUUUACGUGACUCAGAUUGCAUUUGACAGUACUUCGUGGGAUGAAUAUCAUGCUUUAAUAAGCUCGUUAUACAGCUUAUCUUAAUCAUCCGAAAUGUCGCUGCUACAAAGCUCAAAGAAGAAGGACAGACGGAUUUUAUCUGGUACCUGUCCAGACCCCAAAUGCCAGGCGAGGCUAUUCUUCCCUGCUUAUGGUUCGAUUAGUAUUGAAUGCACAGAAUGUGGCCAGCGCCACGAGCAGAAGAGCCUCUUAAAUGUCGAAGAGGUAACCGAUCCAGAUGUGGUUCUACACAAUCUUCUCAGAAACGCCUUGCUCGGCGUGACUGGGGCCCCGAAGAAAGGCACGGAGUUGGUGAAAGUAAUGGGGCUGUCCAAUUAUCACUGCAAGCUUCUCUCCCCCGUCUUGACCAGAUAUGGUAUGGAUAAACAAACCGGCAAAGCCAAGCUCCUCAAAGACAUGAGUCAAGGUGACAUGUUUGACUGUUCACUCCUCGGGGACAGAGCUUUUCUCAUCGAACCAGAACAUGUGUCAACUGUUGGGUAUGGCAAGGACCGAUCAGGUAGUGUACUAUAUCUCCAUGACACAUUGGAGGAGGUCAAGAAAGCCAACGGUAACAGAGAAUGUCUCAUCCCUGUGCACGUGGACGGAGACGGACACUGCCUGGUCCACGCCGUGUCCAGGGCCCUGGUGGGCAGGGAACUGUUCUGGCACGCCCUGCGUGAGAACCUCAAGCAGAACUUCAAACAGAACCUGGGCCGCUACAAGGCCCUCUUCCAGGACUUUAUCGAUGCGGCUGAAUGGGAGGACAUCAUCAAUGAGUGCGACCCUCUGUUUAUUCCGCCCGAGGGCGUUCCUCUGGGCCUGAGGAACAUCCACAUAUUCGGCCUGGCCAAUGUCCUGCACCGGCCCAUCGUCCUGCUGGACUCCCUGAGCGGGAUGAGGAGCUCGGGGGACUACUCCGCCACGUUCCUCCCAGGCCUGGUACCGGAGGAGCAGUGCAAGGGCAAGGACGGGAAGCACAACAAGCCGAUCUGCAUCGCCUGGAGCAGCUCGGGCCGGAACCACUACCUCCCCCUGGUGGGCAUUAAAGACACGGUGCUCCCCAAGCUCCCAGCCCGGCUCCUCCCCAAGGCCUGGGGCGUCCCCCAGGACCUGAUCCGGACCUACAUCCAACUGGAGGCAGACGGCAGCUGUGUGAUCGGAGGCGACCGCAGCCUGCAGGACAAGUACCUGAUGAGGCUGGUCAACGCCAUGGAGGAGGUCUUCAUGGAGAAGCACGGCAUCCAUCCCUCCUUGGUAGCCGACGUGCACCAGUACAUCUACCGGCGCACCGGGGUCAUCGGCGUGCAGCCGGAGGAGGUGACGGAAGCGGCCAAGCGAUCGGUCCAGGAGAACCGUCUCCACCGCUGCCUGAUCUGCGGCGCCCUCUCUGAGCUCCACGUGCCGGGCGAAUGGCUGGCCCCCGGAGGGAAGCUCUACAACCUGGCCAAAGCCACCCACGGGCAGCUCCGACCCGACAAGAACUACAGCUUCCCGCUCAACAACGUGGUGUGCUCCUACGAGCCGCAGCGGGACCUCCUGGUGCCGGACUACAAGCUGAGCUCCCUGGGCACCUGCAACUGGUGCCACGGAACCUCGGUGCGCCGCAUCCACGGCGACGGCUCCGUGGUGUACCUGGACGGGGACCGGACCAACACCCGCUCCCAGGGGGGGAAGUGUGGCUGUGGCUUCAAGCACUUCUGGGAGGGGAAGGAGUACGACUGCCUCCCCGAGGCCUUCCCCAUCACCCUGGAGUGGGGGGGCUGCGUGGUCCGAGAGACCGUCCACUGGUUCCAGUACGAGAUGGACGUGGCGCUGAACAGUAACGUUUACGACGUGGCCAUGAAGCUGGUCACCAAGCACUUCCCGGGGGAGUUCGGCAGCGAGCUCCUGGUGCAGAAAGUGGUGAACACCAUCCUGCACCACACAGCCAAGAAGAACCCCGAUGAGUACAACCCCGUGUCCAUCGACGGGGCUCACGACCGGAGGCUGGACGAGGUGGCGGAGGGCCAGCAGCCCAUGGACACCCAGCCCCCGACCAAGAUCAUCCUGACGGGCCAGAAGGCCAAGACGAUACACAAGGAGGAGCUGACCAUGAGCCGGGCGGAGCGCGCCCUCCAGCAGAGCAUCAGCGAGAACGCCUCCAGCCAUCAGAAGAGGAGGACCGACCGGCUGAAGCAAGAGCAGAACCACGGGCGUCCGUCAUCCCCCGCCGCGACGCCGGCGAUCUCCUCGUCCUCCGCGCCAGCCACGCCCACCAAAGCCACCUCCUCUCCCGCCUCUAUUAAGGAAAAGAAGAUCCGCGUGACCACCAGCGACGGCCGGCAGGCCAUGCUCACGCUGCAGGCACACACCACCUUCCACGAGCUGCAGAGAAGCAUCGCCAAGGAGUUCUCCCUGCCCACGUCGCAGCAGUGCAUCCGCCACGGCUUCCCGCCCAAAGAGCUCACCCCUCCGAAGAGCGGCGAGGAGACCCAGGCCGUGGCCCUGCAGCACGGGGACCGGGUGGUAGUGGAGAUACUAAGGGCCCCCGAGCAGAAGCAGGGGCCCGUCUCCCGGUUCUCCGGCUCUCAUUCCAGCGUCCACGCCGUGAAGAGCGACGCUGCGGCGAGCGGCAGGAUGAACGACGGGGAGCUCCAGGACAACAUCGACCUCGAGAUGUCCUCCCUCUGUCUCCUGGCAACCCUGAUGGGUGAAGACGUGUGGUCAUACGCCAGGAAGCUCCCUCACCUCUUCCAGCAUGGUGGAGUUUUCUAUAACAUCGUCCGGAAGGAUAUGGGCCUGAUGGACGGGAAGCACUGCACCCUACCUCACCUGGCGGGGAAGACGUUUGUGUACAACGCGGCCGAGGACCGGCUGGAGCUGUGCGUGGACGCGGCGGGCCACUUUGCCGUGGGCCCGGACGUGGAGGAGCUGGCCAAGGAGGCCCUUCUGCAGCUGCGGUCCGAGGGGUCCCCCCGGGGGGGGGGCAGCCGCGAGGGGAGCCCCUCCCACGGCUUGCUCCGGCUGGGCAGCGGCGGCGUGGUCCGCAGGAAGGAGCAGACCGUCGCCGCCUUCCAGGGGAAGGGCCACUCCCUGGGCAGCGUGGAGGACGCCUCCCCGCCGCAGCGGCCAAUCACGCGGCAGCACAGCAGCGGCGUGGACCUGAGCGCUAGCGUGUCCCGAGACCCCCCCGCGCUGUCGGACAUCAGCGAGGACGCGGGCAAGGAGCUGGUGCGCAUGGCGCCGGGCUUUGUCACCAUGCGGGAGGGCGGGCCGCUAGAGCCCGGCGCCAUGGAGCAGCAGCGGAGGAAGCUGCAGGAGAUGGUGUCCUCCAUCCAGGCCUCCAUGGAGCGCCACCUCAAGGAGCAGCAGAGCCUGGCCGCCACGCCCGCCGCGGGGCCAGGUGAGCGGACAGGUGGGGCCCGGGCGGGGGGGCCAGGGAGCGACCCCGAGCCGUCGGCGACGAUGGACGUGUCGGGCGGGGGGCCCCAGAGCGGCACGCCGCCCGACCAACCGGACGGAGGGACGUCGGGGGGCGCCCAGGAUAACCAAGACGCAGAGCCCAUGGAUCACUCCUGAUCUGGGGACGCCCCUGUGCCUGGCCGGCCGGCGCCCUGGGUCUCGCCGGCCAGCCCCCCGGGUCCACGUUGUGUUCUUCCUCUCGUCUUUACUGCAUGACUAGAGCGGGUUGCCUGUUCCGAAACUCCCCGUAGACUGUCUCAUCUUAUCGCUGAACAGAAACACGCACUGACCCCCCCCAGGCCGGCCCAACGCGCUCCGGAUCGGCCGGAGCGGGGACUGCAUUCCUGUAGAUAGAGGAAUCUUUUUUUAGUCUUUAAGUAUAAGGUUGAGUUGGAGCUGGCGUCAGUUCAGACUGGAUCUCCCCCAUGGGGGUCCUUGAGGGCCCAUUAGCCUCCUCGCUUUCAGAGGGGGGGCCAACGUCAGGCACCAGGGGUCAGGGGUUUUAUCGCCUGACCUUUAAUUUUCUCUCGUUUCCUUUCUAUCAAAAGGUUGCCCUACAAUCCUCGUCCCGAUUACCAUUACAGUCUAACAAUAGUACCAAUAUUUCCCUCUGAUAUUCGAUUGGUUUGGCAAAUGUAAUUCUAAAUGUUGCUAAAAAUGCAAUACAUGAUAAUGCUAAUGCUGUUCAACCGUGUAGUUAUAAACCAGGGAUGUUUGAGUUUAACUUCCCCAAGUUAUUAUUAUUAUAAUAAUUAUGGUUAUUAUUAUUUGUGCCAUAAAAUGGCUCUUUGGUUAAAGUUUUGUGUUGUGUAAAAUUUCGUCUACAACCUACAAUGAGAUAUGGCCAAAGAAUGAAAAUUACAAGUUACAAUUGGAAAACCUUGAUUGGGCAUUUCAUUGUUUAUUUUCCUCCUCCUAUGCAAACGCUCCACUGCGCUUUCAAAAUCUAUAACACCAACCCCUGCCCCUCCUUCCCUCACGAAGAAGGAAGAAUGUCUCCGCAUGGACUGCUCUACAUGAGAGAUCAAAUGACCUCGGUCUGAAUAUCUGUGAAACAACAGUUCAACAUAUAAACUCUCGCUACCUUCUUAAAAUAACAAAAUAAAACUAUUAUAACAAAUAAUAUUUUUCACCUGCAUCUUACAACGGUGUCUGUGUAGACUGGUCAUUGAUGGUGGCUGCAGUAGAUCUAUAUUCGUCCAGUAUUUGGUUUGCUGAAAACACAAAGGAAUGGAGGAAGGUUCAGUCAAAUCUUAACUAAUGUGUUGGAAGUCCAGCCAGGUUUUUCAUUUUCUCUUUUUUUUGCUGCCAAAUAGUUAUUCUAACCUUCACCGUGCACUUAAAAAGACCCAGUAUUGUCAAAAUAAGCACCACCAUACAUUGUAUGGCCUUAAAAAUGAAUUUGCCACUGGAUACCUUUAGCUGCGUAUUAGUGGCGGGUGUCCCCUGCUCCAGUCGAGAAGAGGUUGUUCCUACCUGUCACAGACGGCGGCCAUUUACUCCCUUUUAUAAGCUUGAUUUUGUUUUGGAAGAACUAUUCUAUCCAAAACUAUUUUAGUGUCCCUCAGUUAAGAGCCAACUUGUUAAACAAAUACAUCAGGAGACAAGAGGAAUCUAUACCACCAACACUAAUUAUUGUUCCCCUUGGGCUACUGUGCUGACAAACAACAUUGUAAUUAAGUAUCUCACUGUCUCAUAGGAGUCCAUAUUGUAGUAUAUUUCGACAUGUACAGAAACACUCCAGCUCCUCCUUUUGUUUGCUACUAAAACAUCCAAUAUCCCAAUGCUUUAACAUUGCUGUUUGCAUGUCUGAUAAAUUAUUAAUCGAACAAUAAAAGGCCUUCCUUCA